Anolis carolinensis (green anole) is the source of this 2991-nucleotide messenger RNA. RefSeq names its product leucine rich repeat containing 43 (gene lrrc43). The record is from RefSeq and is a predicted model, not a curated record. The coding region runs from base 889 to 2943 and encodes 684 amino acids. NCBI's taxonomy places the organism in Eukaryota, Metazoa, Chordata, Lepidosauria, Squamata, Anolidae. Gene Ontology annotation, molecular function: protein binding. The transcript has 12 exons.
GUAUAGAGGCUCAGCCCUGUCUCGGGCUCUUGGGAAGAAGCCACGCCCACUCCUCUGGCCCCGCCCACGUUAUAUUACUCUAAAUACUAGUCUCUUUUAAACCUGAGUUUCAGCAUGAAUCCACUUGAGAAAAGGAGCCAUUGCGCCAAUAUGUAAUUAUCCCACUCCUCUAUACCAGUGCAUUUCAGAAAUGCAAUUGCUUCGCUUACAUACAGCCGGAAAAACUCACAACGAUCCUACUUCGCUUGCAGUCGGAACGAAUGACUCACAGUCAAUCUGAGAUAUGGAUUGAGAUUUGUGCGAGGCACUAAAAGAGAGCGGAGGGGAAAACGAGAAUUAUUUUGCAGAAAUCUGGUAUCUGCUCACGAUCUGUGUGCGCAACUCGAAAUCUCAGUUUCCGUGCCCUCCCCUACACCCGGAAAUCAUUUCAAAGGAUUUUUUUGGGUUAUCUCGCCACACGAUCUGACUCUUUCAAGACUUGGCAUGGCAAGUUUUAUUGAUAACGGAAAAACCCAGAUCUGUGUCUUGUACAUGCGUGAGCUCUCGGCAUCCCUCUCCAGAGGCAAGACCCCCUUGAGAUGAGUGGGGCCCUCAAGGCCUCUGCAAUGGGAUUCCUUUGGAAGCCAAAGGCAUCCUGAUGCUCACAUGUGCUGCUGAGUGUCAUCUUGGCGUCGCCUAGCAACAAUCCCUCUCCUAGCAACACAGGACGCACUCUGCCGGUACGCAUGGGUUGCCUUGAACUGCCAAAGCGGAGCCAUGGAAGGCUUGGGUGCCUCCGCCGCCUUUUGGAAACACAUCCGCCAGCUGUGCCUGAAUCAGUUCCCCUGUGGGAUUGGGAGCUGGGUAAGAAAGGGAGCGCUUUGAAGCCUCCUUGUCUUUUUUUCCCCCAUGCGCUUUGCCCGGGAAACACACUUUGGAGCAUUCCCAUGUGGCCUUCGUCCAAAUGCUACCGCCCCACACAGCCCGGCACUACGAUUUGGUUGUACCGGCCCCUGUUGUGUCCCGACAGAAUCUUGGAACUGGGGCAUCCAUGCACAAGGGCAUCGGUGCACAGUGCGCACAAAUGUUGCCACAGGCAAAAAGAACAAGUCCCGCUUCCCACCAAGCACCACCAAAGCUUUUGGCAGCCAUGCCGCCCUUCCCAUCAAGCCGCCCUUCCGCGGUGGGCCUCCACCGCCGGAAGAAGAGACCACCGAAGCGCUGAUUGAGUUUCUGAGAAGUCCCAGCUCGCCUUGGGUUCUUCCACGCGACUGCGGCGCCAUUGACCAGCACCUGAGAGAGCUAGCCGUGCACUGGCCCCACAUCAUUAAAGACAGCUUCAUCCUCUCCUACUUCCGCUCCCUCCGGAUCAUCAACAAAGACGUGACUGAAAUCGAUGCGGGCUUAUUAAAGUUUCCAAAUUUGGAAGAGCUCAUCCUGAGUGCAAAUCAAAUCAGCAGAAUCGAUUCCACCAAUCUCCCGCCGACGCUGAAGGUGCUGGAGCUUUGUGGGAAUAAAGUGGACAGCUUGAAGGACUUGUGUGCCCAUGCGCCACCAUCCCUCCAGCACCUUGGCCUGGGCUACAACUGCGAGCUGGGCUCACCCGAGGAGCGAUACCUCACGGCCAAUUUCUGGCCGAGCUUGGUCUCCCUAGACUUGAGCUACAACAAUUUCAACAACUUGCUGAGCCUCAUUUCCAAGCUGAUGACGCUGGAGAUGCUCCGGAUCCUGGUGCUGCAGGGGAACCCGCUCUCUCUGCUCCCCGUCUAUCGGGGCUUCACCAUCGACAGCCUCCCGCAGCUCUGCACCCUGGACGACAUGACGGUGACCCCGGACGAGAGGCGGUACUUCUUGGGCUUGGCGCACGAACCAGAGCUCCUGAGGCGCCACACGAAAAUGAUUGUCUCUGUCGGCAGAAUCCGAGGCGUUCCUUACCCGGUCGUUUCCGAAGAAGUCGAAACCGGGCCCGAAGCGCCAAUCAUCACCUACAGCUACUAUGUGACGUACGAGUUUGCCAAAGGGGAAAGGACCCAGGAGAAGGAAUCGGUCAAGGUGGUGUUGUCCCAGCGCACGCCCUCGGCUUCGCUGAAGACGAAAAGCUCCCCGGCGCUGAUGAAGCAGACCAGCAGCUGGCCACCCCAGUCUCUGGAGGUGCUGUCGAAAACCGAGAUGCCUGCUCAAACCGCAAAUACUCAUUGCACCCUCCGAAAGCCCUGGGCGGAGACUAUCAAGUGCGAAUACAAGAAAGAACAUGUCACCCGGGACCUGAUUGCUUUGAAGGCCUAUCUUCUCACUGGGACCAAUGUGGCCAUUGUGGAGGAAAAGGUUGGAAAAGGCAAAGUUUUAUUAUUCGGGAUCGUGUCCUGGCCCAUCGUGGUGACUCCCGACGAAAGCCAAAACAAGAAAGGGAAGGGGAAAGCGGAGAAAAAGAAAGCGGAGAAGGAGAAAGCGGAGAAAGAGAAAGCAGAGAAAGAGAAAGCCGGCAAAGGAGAGAAAGGGAAAAAGGAGAAAGGAAAAGCGGAGAAAGGGAAAGGGAAAGACGCUGGAAAGGGUGGGAACAAGAAGAAGAAGAAAUCUCCCUCGCCGGAGCUGCGAAGCGACCCCCCCAUCUUGAAAACCUUGGGCUCUGGCCACGUCAACCUCGACUCCAUUCUCGCCGGAGAUUCGCUGGUGGACGUGGUGUGCAACUUUGGCGUUUUGAUCACAGACCUCAAUGCCCGGCCCCCCUCUGUGAAAGAAAAGGAUAGUAAGAAAGGUGGGAAAAAGGACAAGAAAUCGAAAAGUGGGACAGAGGUGGCAGUCGGACGGAAAACCCCACCGCCUGCAAAAGGGAAGGGAAAGAAGAAGGACUCUCCCGAAGGAGAACGGAGGACGCCCACGAACCAGCCGGUGCCUCUGACCGUAGAAUUCCAAAUGCAGCACAUGAAGUGGGGUGCCGAUUCCCAAAUCCUCAUGAAGUCUUAGCAUGGGUUUCGCUUUGGCAUAACAAGAGGAGACUUCCCAAGACCUUCA